This is a messenger RNA of Chara braunii, 998 nucleotides long. The record is from the annotation of a GenBank genome assembly. Lineage: Eukaryota; Viridiplantae; Streptophyta; Charophyceae; Charales; Characeae.
GGGCGCCGACUUAGAGAGUGAUGCGGGGACAUCACCACAUGCAAGUUAUUCCAAGCUAUGAUCAUGAGAAGCAGAACCCUAAGGCGAAACGUGUUAAUUAUGUGGCCGAUGAAUACGAUUGGAAAGAUCUUCUACACGAUCCCCUUGUGCUCAUCUUCAGCUUUCUUGCUGCUAGGGACAGGUUCCGCGCUGGCAAAGUCUGCAAGACCUGGUAUCGAGCCUCCUGGGAUCCCGGCUGCUGGACGCAAUCCGUUAUUCCGUACGAUUGCCUAGGCUGCCGCCAUCAACAUCAACGGGAGAUAAUCAAUGUGGUGGAGAGGAUCCAUGCGCCGCUGGAUCGAAUCCGAUUAAAUCAGAUAGCUGCGAGGGAUGUCGUCACGCGGGGGCAAGGUAAAUUGAUUGAUCUGUCCGUGAAUUUCUGCGACAUAGCUACUCUGGAGUUCAUAGCGAAGAACUGCCCCCUUCUUGAGCGAUUGAAAGUCACAUCUUCACGCCUGGACAGCCGGUGGAUGCAGGCCGUAGAUGCAAUUGCGACUGGGUGCCGAUCCCUUUCCGAUCUCGAAAUCUGGAUGUGGAUAUCUCCUCUACACGUGGCGGAGUUCACGGGGAAACUGGCGCCUCGUCUUCCAAAGCUGACUUCUUUGGCCCUUUCGAACACCCAAAUUACUGAUGAUUUACUGAGCGCCACUGCAGACGGCCUUCCUGAUUUGCARGCUCURACGUUACAGCUGGAGCAGUGUAUCACGGACGCCAGCYUGGGCGUAAUUGCCAGAAAGCUGAAGCGAUUGAAAACGUUAGAAAUGAAGUUGUGCGGCUCAGUGACGACAGGGGGUGUGAAGUCUUUGCGCUCGCAAAGGCAUGAUCUGGACGUUGAAGUGUUGAUGUGCUGAUUGUUUUGAAGUGCUGAUGUGCUGAUUCUUUUGAAGUGUUGAUGUGCUGAUUGUUUUGAAGUGUGGAUAUGCUGAUUGUGUUGCGAGUAAUCAAGUGUGUGUGCCAGA